Fusarium poae is the source of this 324-nucleotide messenger RNA. RefSeq lists its product as uncharacterized. Lineage: Eukaryota; Fungi; Ascomycota; Sordariomycetes; Hypocreales; Nectriaceae. The transcript is spliced from 3 exons. Bases 1 to 324 code for a protein of 107 amino acids. The record is from RefSeq and is a predicted model, not a curated record.
AUGGGCAACUUCCACGAGAGCUCUUCCAACAUCUGGCUCGAGGAUGGUCACAUCCUUCACGCCAACUGUGGCAACGGUGAUGGCGAUGAGGUCGAGUCUACUCUUGACCUUGACUACUACAUCGGUAACAGCGACGGUGCUUUCGAGUGGGGUGGUGAGAACUUCUCCGGUUCUGCUUCCGAUAUCUCUCUUGAGAUGGAGGGCGAUGGUCAACCUAUCCUCCGCGCCCAGUUGAACCCCAUGGACGGUGACCCUGUCGAUGCCGACCUCAACCUUGCAGAGCGCAUUGGCAACGACUGCGGCACUCUUAUCUUCCUUGCUUAA